This is a messenger RNA of Cadophora gregata, 1726 nucleotides long. RefSeq lists its product as uncharacterized. NCBI's taxonomy places the organism in Eukaryota, Fungi, Ascomycota, Leotiomycetes, Helotiales, Ploettnerulaceae. The coding region runs from base 123 to 1544 and encodes 473 amino acids. The record is from RefSeq and is a predicted model, not a curated record. The transcript has a single exon.
CGCUUCCAGCAUAUGAAGUCGCUUCUUCUAUCAACUCAAUAUAACACCCUCUUCCUCUUCCUCUUCCCUCUCCUAAUCCUCGUUUUUCGACAAAAUCCCUCGCUCCAUACACCACCCUCAAAAUGGGUGGAUCAGCCUUCACCAACCUCUACACCCCUCGCAUGCCACCACAAAUCUACAACCUCAUCCUCAGCCAAACCCUGUCCACAGUCCAAAAGCACUUCACGAAUGUCUCAUCGCCCAUCUCCGCUCCAGGCAAGCUCGAUUACGGAGACGUCGACAUCCUGUGUUUCGGACCCCUGACACCAUCUUACAACCCUGCCGCAACACCAAAUGCAACAGUUACGGAAACUAUUGCGAAGGAAUUGGGUGCUAAGGCGUGGAUUGUGGGCAAGAAUGGACAGGCUAUGAAUUUGGCUAUUCCGUGGCCUCAAGAUGAUGACAGCUCAGAAAUCUCGUUUGAGAAAGGUGGUGAGGAGGAACAGGCUACCAAAGACGAGGAUGACCAGAAAGAGAAAUUCAUCCAGCUGGACAUCCACAUCCUCCCCACCCUCUCCUCCUACAAUUGGGAACUCUUCCACUCCGCGCACGGCGACCUCUGGAACAUCCUCGGCAGUACGAUCCGUCGAUUCGGUCUCACAGUCAACAAUCUAGGACUCUUCCUCCGCAUCCCUGAAAUUGAACUCCAAGACCGCAAGAAGAGCAUGGUGUUCCUUACUGGUGAGCCUAACACGAUCCUAGAGUUCCUAAGACUGGAUAGUGCGAGAUGGUGGAAGAGUUUUGAGAGUCAAGACGAAAUGUUUGGGUAUGCGGCGGGAUGUAGGAUGUUCUGGGUUAAAGAGAAACUGGAAGUUGGUGAAGCGGAGGGAGAUGUCGUUGGUGAGAUUCCGGCUGAGAUCUCCGUCGAGUCUCCUCAAAAUGGAGACAGUAAUGGGAGUGUGAUUGAAGGCCAGGAAGGCGGUAAAGCAGGCAAGAAGAAACUCAAGCACAACGACCGCCAACGCCUGGAGAAGCGUCCUAUUUUCCGCUCUUGGAUCGAGGAUUUCAUCCCUAAAUGUCGCGAUCAAGGUCUUUACCUCGCUGAACAAACUUCUCGCGAGCAGAUCCGCGAUGAAGCUUUUGAGAAGUUUGGAGUUAAGGAUGAGUAUGAGUCCAGAUUGAAGGAAUGGAAUCUGGAGAAACACAAGGAUGAGCUGUGGAGAGGUGUCAUUAAAGCAAGUGUGCCUGUUGAGGGUGUAGAUCCACAGUUCCGAGCAGCUAGCGUGAAGUAUCUGAAGGGAGUGAUCAUGGAAGGAGGAAUUUGGGAGGGGAAGACGGUGAAGGCCAGUGAGAGGGAUGAAGAUGGGAGGUGGGAUUUUGAGGAGGUGAAGAAGUUUGUGGUGGGGAAUUGGGAGGAGGCGGGCAGAUUGGGGAUGGAGAUUCAGCAGAAGAAGGCGGUGGAGAAUAUGAAGGCUAGGGAUGAGAAGAAGGCGAAGCUUGCGGGACUUGAGGGGCAGGAGAAGGAGAAGACAGAUUGGCAGGUGGAGGAGCGAGUUAUUGCGUAAAUGGGCCGUGAUUAUGAAGGCGUCUGCUGCUGGGAAAUUGGAGUUUGCUUGGGAUGUCAUGGGAUGGAGCAUUUGAUACCCCAUUAGUUCAUUCUUUCUGGGCUCUUGUAAUCAGGCCAAGCUGAACCACAGCUGAUUCAUCUGUGCAAAAUGAAUUAUGUAGAAUAUGAGUUAUGAAGAGC